AUGUUUCGGAAUAGUCUCAAGAUGCUUCUCACAGGUGGGAAAUCAAGUCGCAAAAACAGGUCAAGUGACGGAGGGAGCGAGGAACCACCCGAUCGAAGACAGUCAAGUGUAGACUCUCGCCAAAGCCGCUCAGGGCAAGGUGGCAUCUCCACAGAAAGUGACUGUGCUUUUGAGCCAGACUAUGCCGUCCCACCACUUCCAGUGAGUGAAGGUGAUGCGGAACAAGAACUUGGCCCCCCUCCAUCUGUAGAUGAGGCAGCAAACACACUCAUGACUCGUCUGGGUUUCCUCCUUGGAGAGAAAGUCGCAGAAGUUCAGCCAGGUGACCAGUAUAGCAUGGACGUACAGGAUGAAAGCCAGACAUCAGCAAUCACCCAGCGCAUAAGUCCCUGUUCCACCCUGACCAGCAGCACUGCCUCUCCACCAGCCAGCAGCCCCUGUUCCACCCUCCCGCCAAUCAGUACAAAUGCUACUGCCAAGGAUUGCAGCUAUGGGGCUGUCACUAGUCCAACCUCCACUCUUGAAAGCAGAGAUAGUGGCAUCAUUGCCACCUUGACAAGCUAUUCUGAAAAUGUGGAACGCACAAAAUAUGUUGGAGAAAGCAGUAAAGAAUUAGGAUCUGGAGGAAAUCUGAAACCGUGGCAAUCUCAAAAAUCCAGCAUGGACUCCUGUUUAUAUCGAGUAGAUGAAAACAUGAUGGCUUCUACCUAUAGUCUCAAUAAAAUCCCAGAGAGGAAUUUGGAAACUGUUUUGUCCCAAUCAGUACAAUCUAUUCCACUAUAUCUCAUGCCACGGCCAAAUUCAGUAGCAGCCACCAGCUCUGCUCACUUAGAGGAUCUUGCUUACCUGGAUGAACAGAGACACACACCUUUGAGAACUUCUCUUCGAAUGCCACGACAGAGCAUGGGCGGUGCUCGGACACAGCAGGAUUUAAGAGUUCACUUUGCACCCUAUAGGCCUCCAGAUAUCUCCCUGAAGCCUCUGCUCUUUGAAGUGCCCAGCAUCACUACCGAGUCUGUAUUUGUUGGCCGGGACUGGGUUUUCCAUGAAAUUGAUGCUCAACUGCAAAGUUCAAAUGCCAGUGUGAACCAAGGAGUAGUGAUUGUGGGAAAUAUCGGAUUUGGCAAAACUGCCAUCAUCUCCAGACUUGUGGCCCUUAGCUGCCACGGCACACGAAUGAGACAGAUCGCCUCCGACAGCCCGCAUGCUUCUCCCAAACAUGUGGAUGCCAACAGAGAGCUGCCAUUAACACAGCCACCUUCAGCCCACUCAUCUAUUACCAGUGGAAGCUGCCCAGGAACCCCAGAAAUGCGCAGGCGGCAGGAGGAGGCCAUGCGGAGACUAGCCUCGCAGGUGGUCGCAUAUCACUAUUGCCAAGCAGAUAAUGCCUACACCUGCCUCGUGCCAGAGUUUGUUCACAACGUUGCUGCCCUACUCUGCCGCUCACCUCAACUGUCAGCAUAUUGGGAACAGCUUCUUCGAGAGCCUCACCUACAGAGCAUGCUGAGUCUUCGGUCCUGUGUUCAAGACCCCAUGGCCUCCUUCCGCAGAGGAAUCCUAGAACCCCUGGAGAAUCUCCACAAAGAGAGAAAAAUCCCAGAUGAAGAUUUCAUCAUUUUAAUUGAUGGAUUAAAUGAAGCAGAAUUUCACAAACCAGAUUAUGGGGAUACAAUUGUGUCAUUUCUGAGUAAAAUGAUUGGAAAAUUUCCUUCUUGGCUCAAACUAAUUGUAACAGUUAGGACCAGUUUACAGGAAAUUACCAAGCUGCUGCCUUUCCAUAGGAUUUUUUUGGAUCGACUAGAAGAGAAUGAAGCCAUAGACCAGGACCUGCAGGCUUAUAUCCUGCACCGGAUACACAGCAGCUCAGAGAUCCAGAAUAACAUUUCACUUAAUGGCAAAAUGGACAACACUACAUUUGGCAAACUCAGUUCUCAUCUCAAGACCCUCAGCCAAGGGUCCUAUCUAUACCUGAAACUCACAUUUGACCUCAUAGAGAAAGGCUAUCUAGUAUUAAAGAGCUCUAGCUACAAAGUAGUUCCUGUUUCACUCUCUGAGGUUUAUUUACUCCAGUGCAAUAUGAAGUUCCCAACCCAGUCUUCCUUUGACCGGGUGAUGCCUCUCCUGAAUGUGGCAGUGGCCUCUCUCCAUCCACUGACUGAUGAACAUAUCUUCCAGGCCAUCAAUGCUGGUAGCAUUGAAGGCACACUAGAAUGGGAGGAUUUUCAGCAGAGAAUGGAAAACCUCUCCAUGUUUCUAAUCAAGCGCAGAGACAUGACUCGUAUGUUUGUACAUCCUUCUUUUCGAGAAUGGCUUAUCUGGAGAGAAGAAGGAGAGAAAACCAAAUUUCUCUGUGAUCCCAGGAGUGGUCACACAUUACUUGCCUUCUGGUUUUCCCGCCAAGAGGGGAAACUAAAUCGACAGCAGACUAUUGAACUGGGACAUCACAUCCUCAAAGCACAUAUAUUUAAGGGUCUGAGUAAAAAAGUUGGUGUGUCUUCCUCCAUCCUCCAAGGUCUCUGGAUCUCUUAUAGCACAGAAGGUCUUUCCAUGGCAUUGGCAUCUUUACGAAAUCUCUACACUCCAAAUAUAAAGGUCAGCCGAUUGCUGAUUUUGGGAGGUGCCAAUAUUAACUACCGAACCGAGGUUUUAAAUAACGCUCCAAUUCUAUGUGUUCAGUCUCACCUCGGUUACACGGAAAUGGUGGCCCUUCUGUUGGAAUUUGGGGCCAACGUGGAUGCCUCUUCUGAAAGUGGCCUAACUCCUCUGGGGUAUGCUGCAGCAGCAGGGUACCUAAGUAUUGUUGUGCUCCUGUGCAAGAAACGGGCCAAGGUGGAUCACUUGGAUAAGAAUGGACAGUGUGCAUUAGUCCAUGCUGCACUCCGAGGGCAUUUAGAAGUUGUCAAGUUCUUGAUUCAGUGUGACUGGACUAUGGCUGGCCAGCAACAAGGAGUGUUUAAGAAGAGCCAAGCCAUCCAACAGGCCCUCAUUGCUGCAGCCAGCAUGGGUUUCACGGAGAUUGUCUCCUACCUGCUUGAUCUUCCAGAAAAAGAUGAAGAGGAAGUGGAGCGAGCACAGAUCAACAGCUUUGACAGUCUCUGGGGAGAGACAGCCCUGACAGCUGCAGCCGGAAGGGGCAAACUGGAGGUGUGCCGCCUGCUCUUAGAACAAGGAGCAGCUGUGGCUCAACCAAACCGCCGAGGGGCAGUGCCCCUAUUCAGUACCGUUCGUCAGGGCCACUGGCAGAUUGUUGAUCUUUUACUCACUCAUGGAGCUGAUGUCAACAUGGCAGACAAACAGGGUCGGACUCCCUUGAUGAUGGCUGCUUCUGAAGGCCACCUAGGAACUGUGGACUUUCUGUUAGCACAAGGUGCCUCCAUUGCUUUAAUGGACAAAGAAGGACUUACAGCCCUUAGCUGGGCUUGUUUGAAGGGUCAUCUCUCAGUAGUACGCUCUCUUGUGGAUAAUGGAGCUGCCACAGACCAUGCUGACAAAAAUGGCCGCACCCCACUGGAUCUGGCAGCUUUCUAUGGUGAUGCAGAAGUGGUCCAGUUCCUGGUGGAUCAUGGGGCCAUGAUUGAGCAUGUUGACUACAGCGGAAUGCGCCCUCUGGAUAGGGCAGUGGGGUGCCGGAACACUUCUGUUGUUGUCACCCUUCUGAAGAAAGGAGCCAAGAUAGGUCCAGCCACAUGGGCGAUGGCUACCUCCAAACCAGACAUCAUGAUCAUCCUGUUGAGCAAGCUGAUGGAAGAGGGGGACAUGUUUUAUAAGAAAGGUAAAGUAAAGGAAGCUGCCCAGCGCUACCAGUACGCUCUGAAGAAAUUCCCCAGAGAAGGGUUUGGUGAGGACUUGAAAACCUUCCGGGAAUUAAAGGUGUCUCUCCUCCUCAACCUCUCUCGAUGUCGCAGGAAAAUGAACGAUUUUGGAAUGGCGGAGGAAUUUGCUACUAAGGCCCUGGAGCUGAAACCGAAAUCUUAUGAAGCUUACUAUGCAAGAGCAAGGGCAAAACGCAGCAGCAGACAGUUUGCAGCAGCCUUAGAGGACCUGAACGAGGCCAUCAAGCUGUGUCCAAACAACCGUGAGAUCCAGAGACUUCUGUUGAGAGUGGAGGAAGAGUGUAGACAGAUGCAGCAGCAGCAGCAGCAGCCACCGCCGCCACCGCCACCUCAGCAACAGCCUCAGCAGCAGUUACCAGAAGAAACAGAACCUGAACCGCAGCAUGAAGACCUGUAUGCUGUACAAGAUCUGUUUGAGGAAGAGUACCUGGAACAGGAUGUUGAAAAUGUUUCCAUUGGCCUCCAGACCGAGGCUCGGCCCAGUCAGGGGCUCCCAAUAAUCCAGAGCCCCCCCUCCUCUCCAGCCCAUCGGGAGUCCACCUACAUCUCAAGCUCACCUCUUGGCUCACAUCAGGUUUUUGACUUCCGGUCUAAUAGUUCUGUAGGUUCUCCCACUAGACAGAGCUAUCAGUCCACCUCACCUGCUCUUUCUCCAACUCACCAGAACUCUCAUUACAGGCCUAGUCCACCACAUACAUCCCCAGCUCAUCAGAGUGGAUCCUAUCGUUUUAGCCCCCCUCCUGUAGGAGGGCAGGGCAAAGAGUACCCAAGCCCUCCUCCUUCUCCUCUCCGGAGAGGCCCUCAGUAUCGAGCCAGUCCUCCAGCUGAAAGUAUGAGUGUCUAUAGGUCCCAGUCUGGUUCACCCGUGCGCUAUCAGCAAGAAACAAACGUUAGUCAGCUUCCUGGCAGACCAAAAUCUCCACUAUCUAAAAUGGCCCAGCGACCCUACCAGAUGCCUCAGCUUCCUGUUGCAGUUCCCCAGCAAGGGCUCAGGCUACAGCCUGCCAAGGCCCAGAUUGUACGAAGCAACCAGCCCAGCUCGGCAGUUCAUUCAAGCACUGUCAUCCCCACGGGAGCCUAUGGCCAAGUUGCCCAUUCAAUGGCUGGUAAAUACCAGUCUUCACAAGGAGACAUGGGAGUAAGUCAGAGCCGAUUAGUCUAUCAGGGGUCAAUUGGGGGAAUUGUGGGUGAUGGGAGACCUGUGCAGCAUGUCCAGGCCAGUCUGAGUGCAGGUGCUAUCUGUCAGCAUGGAGGGUUGACCAAAGAAGAUCUUCCCCAGCGACCUUCCUCAGCAUAUCGAGGUGGCAUGAGAUACAGCCAGACACCACAGAUUGGCCGUAGCCAGUCAGCAUCCUAUUACCCAGUCUGUCACUCAAAACUAGAUCUGGAACGUUCCUCUAGCCAACUAGGUUCACCUGAUGUGUCACAUUUAAUCAGAAGACCUAUUAGUGUCAACCCUAAUGAAAUCAAGCCCCACCCGCCAACUCCCAGGCCACUGCUUCACUCCCAAAGUGUAGGCCUCCGCUUCUCUCCAUCUAGCAAUAGUAUCUCAUCCACCUCCAACCUAACGCCUACCUUCCGGCCUUCUUCUUCUAUCCAGCAAAUGGAGAUCCCACUAAAACCGGCUUAUGAUAGGUCAUGUGACGAGCUGUCACCGGUAUCUCCCACUCAGGGAGGUUACCCGAGUGAGCCCACGCGAUCCAGGACCACACCAUUUAUGGGGAUCAUAGAUAAGACAGCCCGGACUCAACAGUACCCCCACCUUCACCAGCAGAAUCGGACCUGGGCAGUGUCGUCAGUGGAUACCGUUAUCAGUCCCACAUCUCCAGGCAACCUGCCUCAGCCUGAGUCCUUCAGUCCACCGUCAUCCAUCAGCAACAUUGCCUUUUAUAACAAAACCAACAAUGCACAGAAUGGCCAUUUGCUGGAGGACGAUUAUUACAGUCCCCAUGGGAUGCUGGCUAACGGGUCCCGGGGAGACCUCUUGGAGAGAGUCAGCCAGGCCUCCUCGUACCCUGACGUGAAGGUAGCUCGGACCCUCCCUGUGGCUCAGGCAUACCAGGACAACCUAUACAGGCAGUUGUCCCGGGACUCUCGACAAGGGCAGACAUCUCCUAUCAAACCAAAGAGACCAUUUGUGGAGUCUAAUGUCUAA
Messenger RNA from Elephantulus edwardii (Cape elephant shrew), 5988 nucleotides. RefSeq names its product tetratricopeptide repeat, ankyrin repeat and coiled-coil containing 2 (gene TANC2). Gene Ontology annotation, cellular component: dendritic spine. Gene Ontology annotation, biological process: regulation of dendritic spine morphogenesis. The transcript is spliced from 25 exons. Gene Ontology annotation, molecular function: protein binding. Bases 1 to 5988 code for a protein of 1995 amino acids. The record is from RefSeq and is a predicted model, not a curated record. NCBI's taxonomy places the organism in Eukaryota, Metazoa, Chordata, Mammalia, Macroscelidea, Macroscelididae.